Telopea speciosissima is the source of this 2328-nucleotide messenger RNA. Its product is annotated as transcription termination factor MTEF18, mitochondrial-like. Gene Ontology annotation, cellular component: chloroplast. Gene Ontology annotation, biological process: chloroplast organization; regulation of DNA-templated transcription. The coding region runs from base 149 to 1882 and encodes 577 amino acids. Lineage: Eukaryota; Viridiplantae; Streptophyta; Magnoliopsida; Proteales; Proteaceae. The record is from RefSeq and is a predicted model, not a curated record. The transcript is spliced from 2 exons. Gene Ontology annotation, molecular function: double-stranded DNA binding.
AGAGACGCAGAAAUUCAAAGUUGCGGUUGGAAGUUCGAACAGCCCAAAAUGUGGUCAUGCCAGAAACCAAUGACUCCAUGAGAGCUCUUUCCAUAUCUAUCGAUUCCUUGGGAACCGUCAAACUAAAACCCUACUGUAACCGAUCAUUAUGCGUUUCGUCCCAGUCUCCUCUGUCUCACUGUGCUGCUUCAUCUCACGCCAUUUCAGCUCUUCACUUGCGCUCUCCAAGUUUCCAAAGCUUCGGAAAGUCCCAUAUAGAUAUAGAGCUCGAGCAGUCGAACAAGCCCAGCAAGCACUAACUGAGUAUCUUCAUUCCACCAGAUCCUUUUCCUUUACCCUGGCUGAGCACAUUAGUAAGAAUUCCGUGGUUUCCCUCUCUGACCUCAUCUCAAAGGUUGAAUUCUCGACUUCCAAUUUUUUCAGGAAUUUCCAGAAGUUCCUUAGGUACCAUCCUAUCGACGAGAUUGAGUUUUUCUUCGAGAGUAUCGGCAUCCCUCCCACGGAAAUCAAUGGUUUCUUGUCGCGCAACGAGUUAUUCUUAUCCGAAGAUGGGAAUAUUUUGAAGGUCGCUCAUGUGCUUUCUGCUUUUGGGUUCCCCUGGAAUGUGCUUGGAAAGCUGUAUAAGGAGGAAAUUUUUUCAAAAUUCGGUGAGACCCCAGAUGCUCUGACUGCUAGACUUAAAGGUUUCAGAGAGUUUGGGUUUGAUAGUGUUGCAGUUGCUGGUAUAUGUUUGGCUUUCCCUUUCGUACUGGGUGGGGACGAUGAAUUGGUUGGUCGAAUUGAUGCGUUGUUUGAUGAUUUGAAUAUGGUUUUUCUGAAAUUUGGUUUGGCUAGCCAUGUUGAAUGGAAUGUAUAUUCAUGGUGCGAGAUUUGCAGUAAAAUUAGGGUUUUUUAUGUCCUGGGAUGUGAGAUGGGCAAGAUGGGGGUACUGUUUGGCAAGGGACAGAACGUUUUUCUUCAGUACUCGGAGGAGUUUUUGGUGCAGAAGGUGGAAUUUUUUUGUCGGUUUGGUGUGAACAAGGUUGAUGUGGCUUUGUUGCUUCUCAAGAACCCCAAUAUUCUAAAUUAUGACUUGGAAAGCCCUUUGAUAUCGGUGUUGGGUUUUCUGAAACAUAUUGGAUUGAGCAAAGAGCAAGUGAAUUCUGUUGUUCGGGAGUACCCUUAUGUUUUGGGCAGGAAUAAGUUGGGUAAUUUGCCACAUUUGAUGAGGGCAGUGGAUCUUCAUCACUGGUUCUUCAACAAGAUCAUGAAUGGGGAACACCAGCUCUUAACCGAUUCGGUCAUUAGUAAUCCUGGUGAAGAUUUGGAUAUUGAGUUUAAACAUCAGUUGGACAGAAUCCAAUCUGCUUGGAAUCACAAAUACAGGAUUGGGAAGUUGGACUUUUUACUUGAAAUUGGGUUUGGAGAGAAUGUCUCAACCAUGAAGGUCUUAUCUUUAUUGCAUGGCUCAAGGGUCGAAUUGCAGGAGAGGUUUGAUUGCCUUUUGCAACUAGGUAUUGAAUUCUGCAAGCUCUGUAAGAUGGUAAGGUUGAAGCCAGGUAUCCUCAACCAGAAUCCAGACAUGCUUGAACAGAAGGUGAACUUCCUCUGCAAGGACGCAGGGAGCUCUGUACAAUACCUUGACGUUUUCCCAGCUUACUUGUGUUUUCAUUUAGAGAACCGGAUCAAGCCCAGAGUUAGAUUCUAUAUGUGGCUUACAGAAAAGGGUGUGGCUGAAAGAGAUUAUUCCAUUGCAAGCAUCGUUGCUACUUCUGAAAAAAAUUUCCUUGCUCGUCUUCACAAAAUUCACCCAGCUGCUCCAAAAUACUUUUUGGAAUGUUUUUCAUCUAAAAGACCAUCUGACAGUGAUCAAGGAGACAUAGGUUAUGCCACCCCAGACUAGUUUGCAGCAACAUCAGUGAUUAACAGUAGCAAACAUGGUAUCUGCAGACUUGUAUGAGAACCAACACUUCGUUUAGGAAUCUCAGUUUGGGCCCAUUUAUAACCAUUACGGAGUGAAUGCUACCUGCUAUAUUCCACUUCUCUAUUUCCAAAAUAACUUCUUGAUCAAGACAAAUAGGCUUACUUGAAGUGAACACACUCCAAAAAGUUAGAAUUGUGUCUCAGGAUAUCAAUGCUACAUCGGUUCAUGAAGAACUAGGUCUCUCUGGUUCUUGCAGCACCUUCUACCCCAUCUGUAGCCACAUCUGUGUAUGAUCUGCUACAAUCAUGUUCAAAACAGGCAUUCUGUGUAUGUAAAUAAGUUUGAUAUACAUGUAUAUCCCUUCCCUUUGUACAUUAUCUUUGUCAAGUGUUAUUUUCCUUCAUUAUUAAAGUUCCUGAAAAUUU